Molecule: messenger RNA, 1992 nt
Organism: [Candida] anglica
Lineage: Eukaryota; Fungi; Ascomycota; Pichiomycetes; Serinales; Debaryomycetaceae
Source: the annotation of a GenBank genome assembly
AUGACUACUCCACCCAUACCUACUGGUUCGGAAAUGGGCGCCGUACUGCCUAAUUUGGCACGGAAGUCUAAUAAUAAUCCACAGGGAUCAAAUAAUCCAAUAGCCGCGUUUCCACGGACUCAAGUGAAAACUGAACUGGUACAACCGCAAAUAAAAAGUGAACCACAAGUGAAGAUUGAAGGGUAUGGAUCUGGACCUGGACUUGGUCCUAGACCUGGUUCUGGUCCCGUCCCCGGAACCAACCCUGGGCAUGGGGUUCAGAAGAGUUCAAUAGCGCCACCAAUGGCUACUCCUAUGGCCACUUCAAUGUCCACCCCCGUGCAAAACAAAUACCUUAAAAUCCAACCGGCUAUAGCGAUCAAACCUAAACCUGUACCCAUUGCCAUGCUUCCGAAACCCACUCAAUCCUAUAGUUUUGAUCCAACUCCAACUCUCAAGACAAGCAUCCAAUUGAAUGUAAAUACAUCUAAAAAGUGGGUUUUACCUCCUAGGCCUAGACCAGGACGUAAACCUACUUGUCUGUCAAUAUCAGCAGAAGAUGAACAAUGUGUGCAAUCACCACUUGUAGAGCAACCAAAGAAGUUCAGUCCUAAAAAGAAACUUAAAACCACCAAAUAUGACGAAGUUAGUAGUGAGUCGAAGGCUCAAAUCAUUAAUCAACUACAACAACAGUAUCCAAAUGCAAAGAGACAGCAUUCACAUACAACUGCAGCACAAUCGAAUUCAUCUCCAUCUCAUUCAAUCCCAUCUGCGAUGGGAUCGGGAAAAUCUAAUCCAACCACCACUGCCAACACUUCAACUUCAAAUGGUAACCCAAAUAUAAAUAAUAAACCUUCUGUAAAUACCGAUUCUUCAGUGAAGAAUCUCAAACUUUAUUAUUUAUCGAAAAUUAAAGAACAAGAACUCGUGAAAAAUUAUAUUGAAGUGAUCAAUAAGCAAAUCAAAGAGCUUCGAUUUGUUCAAAAUGGGGUGAUAACCUUCGAUGCACUUAAUACUAAUGAUAAAAAACUUCCACAAUAUAGAUCGAUAAUGCAAACUUCAACAAAUAGCCAACAUACACUGACUAUGUCAUUACCACGGCAACAGCAACAGCAGCAACAAAUACCAUCUACCAAUCAACAACCACAGCAAACACCAUCGACAAGUCAACAACAACAACAGCAACAACAACAAUCUUCAAUACUGGGCCUUGGGACGUCAACCUCGAGUUCAAAUGCAUUUCUCACUCAAUAUGAACAGCUUGAAAGAAUAACCAAUUUGAACGAUUUGAACAAAUUUUUAGGAUACCUCACGAAAUCUUCCAGUAUAAUUCAUAGUGUUACAAAGAAUUAUUCUGGUUCGGAUGAGAAUUUAGAUAUUCAAAUCAAGAAUUAUUUGGAUGGGAAGAAAAAGGAUAACGGCGCAGGUAUCAAUACUCAUAUUGGCGUUGAUAAAAGAGUUGGAAGUGUUUCCAACGGGUCUCAUGGUAAGCUAGGAAAUAAUGUUGUUGGAAUAGGACGUAGUAAGGAGCCACAAUCAUCCACAUUUAAGGCAUCUACUAUAUUUACCAACCAAAUGGGGAUUCCAUUAAAUCCAAUCGAAGAAUUGAAUUAUGAUUUCUCAGAUGAUGGGAUUAAUUCCAUGAUGGACCAACCAGUUACUAUUGCCCCUGAUGAUGAGCAACUCUUUACCAUUAAUGAAUUAGAUGAUUAUAUAUUGGUUGAUAAAUCAAAGCCAGUGAAUUCUGAUAACAACAUUACAACCCCAACCGUCACAUCAACAUCGACAUCAGCGUCCAGUACGGCCACUAUAACCGCUACACAUCCAUCAUCAUCAUCUCAGCGAAGCAUACUCCCGCAGGCCGAAGAACUUACGAAACAAGCAUUUAAGAAAAGAUCAGGGAAGAAAUCUAAACGAUUUUCAAGUUGUGGAUUUUGUACUAAUGAUACUCCAUGUCUAUGUUUAGAUGCCGAGAUUGAAAUCAGACAAUUACAAAAGAAAUCAAUGAAGUAA